AUGCCUUCCAGAACACAGGCCGACUCUAUCGCUGCUCAUGCCCCAGGCCUCGCAGAGCGCCCCGAGUGCCGUUCUGACUUGAUCCAGUCUCUAGUCGACGGUGUUGACCGUUACAACCCUGACAAUGUGACCGUCUUUGAGGAUUACCUUGCACAACAAUGCCAGGAUGGCACCUAUGACUGCUUGGCCAACCUCGCCCUCUUGAAGCUCUACCAAUUCAACCCCCACCUCUUCAAGGACGAGCAAUGUACCAACGCCCUCGUCAAGUCCCUGGCCGCCUUCCCGCAACCCGACUUCUCCCUCCACCUCCACCUCCUCCCCCCCCACGUCCUCGUCUUCACCUCCACCGACUCCCUCUCCGAGGCCGUCCAAAAACUCCAGGCACUCAAUGCUGCCCUCUCAUCCGCAUCAUACGCCAAGUUCUGGGAGAUCUACAACUCUGACGACCUCUACGCAGACCUCGUCGCUGACUGUGCCGGCUUCGAGGCGGCGAUUAGGAGGGGUGUUGCGAGGACCACUGCGCAGGCUUCGAGGGUGGUUAGCAAGAGUGUCUUGGGGUCAUGGACGAAUUUGAAGGGUGAUGAGUUGGAGAACUGGGCUAAGGAGGUUUGUGGGUGGACCGUUGAGGGUGAGGAGGUUAAGAUUCCGGUGAACAAGGACAAUGAGGCGAAGCCGACGGUUGCGAUGGAGAACAUCAAGCUUGAGCAGUUGCAGCGCUUGAUUAGGCACUCUGCUGAGAUGUAA
This is a messenger RNA of Saitoella complicata NRRL Y-17804, 744 nucleotides long. RefSeq names its product putative eukaryotic translation initiation factor 3 subunit EifCk. The record is from RefSeq and is a predicted model, not a curated record. The transcript has 3 exons. Bases 1 to 744 code for a protein of 247 amino acids. Gene Ontology annotation, molecular function: translation initiation factor activity; ribosome binding. Lineage: Eukaryota; Fungi; Ascomycota; Saitoellomycetes; Saitoellales; Saitoellaceae. Gene Ontology annotation, biological process: regulation of translational initiation. Gene Ontology annotation, cellular component: cytoplasm; eukaryotic translation initiation factor 3 complex.